ACAAGUAAGGACUAAAAUGGCUAUGAUCUCUGUUCACCAGAAAUAAGGGAGCAGCAUACAUUUGGAAAAAAGGAAUGCACAAAGAUGAAUGGGGAGGAAGAGAUAAAGAAAAAGUAGGAAGGGAAGCAUGGUGAUACAUUUGGUGCUGGCAGCCAGUAUUAUAUUUCCAGUAAGAAUCAGGAGCUGUGUUCCUAAAAUGACAAUGGCAACACGACAAGAAGUUCUUGGCCUAUACCGCAGGAUUUUCAGGCUUGCAAGAAGGUGGCAUGCAGCAUCAGGGCAGAUGGAAGACACCAUCAGAGAAAAGCAGUAUAUUAUAAAUGAAGCCAGAAUGUUGUUCCAAAAAAACAAAAAUCUUACAGAUUCGGAAUUGAUUAAACAAUGUAUAGAUGAAUGCACAGCAAGAAUUGAAAUAGGAUUGCAUUAUCAGAUCCCAUAUCCAAGGCCGAUUCACCUGCCUCCAACAGCCCUCUCUCCUCUUCAAAGUCGUGGAUUUCAAAACCAGGAGAAGCUAAGGAAACUUUCCAGACCAUUAUAUCUCAAGUCUCAUGAUGAAAUUUCAUAAUCUAAGAAAUAGGUUCUCUCUAUGAACUAUGAAUCCAUCAGGGCCUGAGCACAAAUUAGAUGAUGAAUCUUUUGAAUUUAGUCUAUCUUAAACACUUAAAAGAUUUGGAUUUCAAAUCUUAUUACACUAGUUUAUAUAUCCUUGAAUUUAUCAGUGUCAGUGUCUUGCUAAUAGGCAGGAAGAUGCUAACUCCCAAAACAUUGGCUCUAAUCAUGAUCUUAAGUAAUUUCUUAAAUGAAAGUCAAAACAUAGCAGAAAUUGCGUUUGUUUAAAUUAAAAUUUUUUUGUGGAAAUAAUUUAGAAUAGAGACAUGGCAGUACUUGUUAACAGUUUCUCUUGGAAGUUCUUUAAAUUAUUAUGAAAAUCAGAUACUAAGCUCAGACUUGUACUGUGGACUAUUUUGUUUUGUAUUUAAGUUAUGAAUAUAUUUAAAAUAAGACCUUUUAUGUUUUAGUUGUUCUACUGAUAGUUUGGGGGGUUCUCUUGUGUCAAAGAUAUACUUCUCAUUAAUAUUCAAAUAGGCUAUUUUUCUCUUUUACCACACUAGCAGAGUUUAUCAUACAUACUCUAAUUACUAUCACCCCCUUAACUACUAGUGGAAGAGAUCAUAUCAUCUCAGGGAAAUAUCCCAGAUUCUUCAGGAACUAAUGUAAUAUAUUUCAUUCUGUUCGUUAAAUGCAUUCAAAUUAAAUUCUAAAACCUAUGAAUUAUAAUCCUGGCCUCAAAGUUUCACUGCAAAUUCAUACUACAGUUGGUAAAAGCCAAAGACUAUUUCUAAUUGAAAACAAAAUUGGAAUCUCACAAACAGAAAAUAAGCUAUAUAAAUUACAAGGCUAGGCAGAUUUUGUAAUUAUUUAUAAAUAGGGAAAAGAAAAAUAUAGAUCAAAAGGAGACGAGACUGUGCCUUUGUAAUAAGCUAAGCAAAAACCCUACUGUGUUGUCUUUCAUGUUGAAAGGUCAUUGAAAUUGUCACUAAAAAUUAUUCAUAAAUU
Messenger RNA from Gracilinanus agilis (Agile Gracile Mouse Opossum), 1557 nucleotides. RefSeq names its product LYR motif containing 1 (gene LYRM1). The transcript has 4 exons. Lineage: Eukaryota; Metazoa; Chordata; Mammalia; Didelphimorphia; Didelphidae. Gene Ontology annotation, cellular component: mitochondrion. The coding region runs from base 128 to 565 and encodes 145 amino acids. The record is from RefSeq and is a predicted model, not a curated record.